Molecule: messenger RNA, 5127 nt
Organism: Zeugodacus cucurbitae (melon fly)
Lineage: Eukaryota; Metazoa; Arthropoda; Insecta; Diptera; Tephritidae
Gene: RpI1
Product: DNA-directed RNA polymerase I subunit RPA1
Exons: 14
Coding region: 115-5064 (1649 amino acids)
Biological process (GO): DNA-templated transcription
Cellular component (GO): RNA polymerase I complex
Molecular function (GO): DNA binding; DNA-directed RNA polymerase activity
Source: RefSeq, a predicted model, not a curated record
CAUGCUUUAGCUGCCAAGAAUUAUUUCAAAACACGUUCUGCACGUUCUUUCCCAUAAAUGUUUUAGGAAAAGUUAAAUUUGUUAUUUUUCGUAUUCAUUUAAAAAAUUUGAAAGAUGGGUACAGCAAAAACAAUGGAAAUCGAUUUAAUUCCUGCGGAUUUGGAGUUCGCAGUAUUUUCCAAUGAAGAAAUUAAAAGGCUUAGUGUCGUUAAAAUUAUUACUGGUUUAACAUUUGAUCCACUUGGCCAUCCUUUACCCGGAGGUUUAUAUGACAAUGUAAUGGGUACAUAUGGUCGACGAAUGGAACCGUGUGCUACCUGUUAUAACAUGCAAGCAUGUCCUGGACAUAUGGGCCAUAUUGAAUUAAACGCACUAGUGUUUAAUCCAUUUUUUAUAAAACUCGUGCAGAAAAUGUUAAGUAUUUUUUGCUUAAACUGUUUCAAGAUACAAUUGAAAGAGCAUGUUUGUGAAGUGCUGACUUUGCAAUUACGCCUCAUAGACGCGGGCUAUAUUGUUGAAGCACAAGAGCUUGAAAUAUUCAAAUCGGAAAUAGUGUGUCAAAAUGAAGAGCAUUUAGUGAAGACUGAAGAUGGAAAUUAUGUGCAUCCUCGUAUAGCCGCAAUGUUUGAGCUCCUAAAGAAAGGAGAGUCUAAUGCUUGUAACAACACAAAAACGUCAUGUGGUAUACGUUCGGCUCUAGUUCAUGCUGCUCUUCAACGCGUGCCUUUUAAGAAAUGCAUCCACUGCGAAAAGCCUUUGCGUAACAUUCGUUAUUUGUAUCGAAAACUAGUUUACUAUAUUACAGCAGCGGAAAUGAAAAAUUCUAUGCCAGAAUCACAACAAACAAUGGGACAAAAUAAAUCAAUUUUCGCCGAUGAAUGUCGAAAGUUUCUACGACAAAUAUAUGACAACUAUCCAGAUUUGUUGAAACUACUGUUUCCUUUGCUGAAAUUGAAUGCAAGUGGAAAUGAAUCGCCUGUUGAUAUAUUUUUCAUGGACACCAUACCAGUAAUACCACCCAAAGCGCGUCCACCAAACAUAUUACAUGAUCAGAUUGUGGAACAUGCACAAACAGGAAUUUAUAGAGCAAUAAUUGAAAAUAAUUCAGUUCUACGUGUGGUCAUGAAGCAUCUUAAAGGAUUGAGAGAGGAGCUUACAGAAGAGGCACAACGUGUUUAUGAAACUACCAGAGGAAAAUCGCCAUAUGAAAAGCUUUACAAUGCUUGGCAAACUUUACAAACUUCUGUGGAUUUGCUAUUAGACAUAACAGCCAGCAGAAAUUCGCCAUCGAAUCAAGGAUUAAAACAAGUUUUAGAAAAGAAAGAAGGCUUAAUACGCAAACAUAUGAUGGGUAAGCGCGUUAACUAUGCCGCACGUACUGUUAUUACACCCGACCCAAACAUCAACGUCGAAGAAGUCGGUAUACCAGAUAUUUUUGCACGUAAACUAAGCUAUCCCGUGCCAGUAACACCAUGGAAUGUCGCCGAACUACGAAAAAUGGUUAUGAACGGACCCGACAUACAUCCUGGCGCAAACUAUAUACAAGAUGAGAAAGGUUAUACGACACUCAUACCGGCUGAUAAUGCGGCAAAGCGUGAGAGCAUGGCAAAAUUGCUUUUUAACUAUCCCGAAAAAGGUAUCAAAGUGGUGCACCGACAUGUGCUUAACGGAGAUGUGCUCUUGCUCAAUCGACAGCCGUCACUUCAUCGACCAUCUAUAAUGGCGCAUAAGGCACGCAUUUUGCCCGGCGAAAAGACAUUCCGGCUGCACUAUUCGAAUUGUAAAGCAUACAACGCUGAUUUCGAUGGUGAUGAAAUGAAUGCACAUUUCCCACAGAGUGAAGUAGCGCGAGCAGAGGCUUAUAAUUUGGUUAAUGUUGCAAGCAAUUAUUUAGUACCUAAAGACGGUACACCCUUGGGCGGCUUAAUUCAGGAUCAUGUUAUAUCAGGCGUAAAAUUGUCAAUUCGUGGACGCUUUUUCAAUAGAGAAGACUAUCAGCAGCUUGUGUAUCAAGGCCUGUCACAUUUACGUGACAAAAUUAAACUGCUGCCACCGACAAUUCUUAAACCAACGGUGCUUUGGUCUGGCAAACAGGUUCUUUCGACAAUAAUUAUCAAUUUGAUACCCGAAGGCUACGCACGCAUCAAUCUACACACACAAGCGAAAAUAAAUGCAAAGACGUGGAUCGUAGCACGAACCCAUGAAGCUGCAUGUGCACCACUGGGCGGCGGUGAUUUAUGUGAAAGCAAUGUUAUAAUCCAUAAAGGCGAACUGCUCACCGGUGUACUGGAUAAACAACAAUACGGCGCUACAACUUAUGGUUUAAUACAUUGCAUGUAUGAGUUAUACGGCGGUGAAGUUUCGACCUGUUUAUUAACGGCAUUCACAAAACUGUUUACAUCAUUUUUGCAACGCGAAGGCUUUACGCUGGGUGUACAGGAUAUCUUGGUCACAGCAGAGGCGGACGCACAAAGACGUAAAAUAAUUAAAGAAUCGCGCAAAGUUGGUGAUUCGGCUGUUGCAGCUGCAUUAGAUUUAGAUGAGAUACCAUCGCUGGAUGUGCUUGUUGAAAAAAUGGAGGAGGCCUAUGCAAAAGAUCCCAAAUUCCGUGUUGUUUUAGAUCGCAAAUACAAAUCGCUACUCGAUGGUUAUACAAAUGAUAUAAAUCGUACUUGCUUGCCCGGUGGACUCAUAUCUAAAUUUCCACAAAACAAUUUACAGUUAAUGGUGCUCUCCGGUGCAAAGGGCUCUAUGGUGAAUACUAUGCAGAUUUCAUGCUUAUUGGGACAAAUUGAAUUGGAGGGUAAACGUCCGCCUCUAAUGAUAUCUGGCAAGUCAUUGCCCAGCUUCACAUCCUUUGAGACGUCACCCAAAUCGGGUGGUUUCAUUGAUGGUCGUUUCAUGACCGGUAUACAGCCACAAGAUUUCUUCUUUCAUUGCAUGGCAGGUCGUGAAGGCCUUAUCGAUACCGCUGUGAAAACUUCACGUUCGGGUUAUUUGCAACGUUGUCUGAUUAAACAUCUGGAAGGGCUUAGCGUUGGCUAUGACAUGACUGUGCGCGACAGUGAUAACAGCGUUGUGCAAUAUCUGUAUGGCGAAGAUGGAUUGGACAUUCUCAAAUCAAAGUUUUUCAAUACUAACUUCUGCAUGCAAUUUUUGGCGCUCAAUUAUACAGCCAUCAUACACUCCAACGAGCUGAAAAACAUUAAAGACGAACAGACACUCAUGAAGAUUGCACGACAUGUAAAGAAAAUGCGAAAAUGGCAAAAUAAACGCGAAGAAAAGCAUACACAACAAGAAACGAAGCGUAUACAAUCCGCUUUUACAGAUUUCUCCGCCGAUGCACCAACAAAAGCGAAUGCGCACGAAGUGAAUCCCAAAAACGGACGCAGCAUGGAUUAUGAGUAUAAAAGAAAGCUUUGGCGUAAAGCUGAUGACGAAACAAAAGAGCAAUAUAAAAAGUCCAGCGCCCGUUGUCCCGAUCCCACAACAUCGCUUUACAGACAGGACAAUUGUUAUGGCAGUGUUUCGGAGCGUCUGGAGAGAAUCGUCGAGGAAUAUAUGAAAAAGUAUCCGAAUAGUAAAGCAGCAAUUGAUGACAUAAUAUACUUGAAAAACAUUAAGUCUUUGGUGUCGCCGGGCGAGCCAGUCGGCCUAUUGGCCGCUCAAUCGAUUGGUGAACCUUCGACGCAGAUGACACUGAACACUUUCCAUUUCGCCGGUCGUGGUGAAAUGAACGUCACGCUCGGUAUACCACGUCUGCGUGAAAUUCUAAUGCUGGCUUCGGCGAACAUCAAAACACCUUCAAUGGAUAUACCAAUAAAACCGAAUGAAGUUAAAAGUGCCAAUAAGCUGCGUAUAAAGCUCAAUCGUGUGACGCUUGCAGACAUAUUGCAAUUUGUUAAUGUAAAAACGAAACUGGUUCUUAAGCCGGAGCGUGCCUAUCAAUACAAGCUACGCUUCCAAUUUCUGCCCCGUGAAGCUUAUCAGAACGAUUUCUGCGUGCGCCCGAAGAAGGUGCUAAAAUAUAUGAGUGAGGUAUUCUUCAAGCUGUUGUUCCGUGCUGUUAUAAAGUCUUCAAAGAGCAGAGCAUCUAUAAUUGAGAUGAAUGAAGAUAAAGAUGGCGGCGAUAAAAAUCUGGAUGAAGAUGAAACUAGAAAUGAAAUGGGUGGUCAAUCCAGUAGGGGAAAAUCAACAAAUGCUGUCGAAGUAGACUCGUCGGAUGAUGAGCAAGCGAAUGACGACGAUGAUGCAACUGGUAGUAAAUUUAAAUCGCGCAAGCAAGAUGAAACUGAAUAUGACGAUCCUGAAGUUUUGGAGGAAAUGAAAGAUGCUGAUGAUGACGAUGAAAUGGGAGAAGCCGACAAUGAUGACGACGAUCAAGAGGACGCCGGCAAAACAGAUGCAAGUGAUGCUAUGGUGGAAAGAGUGCUGAGCAAUGAAAUGGUGCAAGAAUACUCGUAUGACAAGGAACAACAUCAGUGGUGCAAGCUUACGUUCAAUCUAAACAUGAAAUAUAAAAAACCUGAUAUAUCAUCGAUUAUACGAGAAUUGGCUGGUAAAUGCGUGGUGCACCAAGUGCAGAAUAUUAAACGUGCUAUAAUUUAUAAAGGCGACAAUAAUGCGCAAUUAUUGAAAACCGACGGCAUUAAUAUUGUUGAAAUGUUCAAGUACAACGAUGUUUUAGCAUUAAAUCGCCUUUAUUCCAACGAUAUACACUCGAUUGCCAAGACAUACGGCAUUGAAGCAGCGGCACAGGUCAUCAUUAAAGAAGUGACUAACGUAUUCAAAGUUUAUGGCAUCACAGUGGACAGAAGACAUCUUUCUUUGAUUGCCGAUUAUAUGACGUUUGAUGGCAGUUUCCAACCACUUUCCCGCAAAGGCAUGGAACACUCAUCCUCACCAUUGCAACAAAUGUCAUUUGAAUCCUGUUUGCAAUUCUUGAAAAAUGCUGCUGGCAGUGGACGUGCAGAUGAGUUGACUUCACCAUCAAGUCGUUUAAUGGUUGGCUUGCCUGUACGAAAUGGCACAGGUGCUUUUGAGUUAUUAACAAAAAUUUGUUAAGAACGAAAACAGUUGAAAAUCAAUAUGAAAUUGAAUAAAUUACCUAAUUUGUAAUACAUACAA